GGCGCGUGUUUAGUUUCACUUCCGCACUACGCUAAUGUCUGUAGCUUGUUGUUAGCCUCUCUACAGUGUCCACCUCUCACAUUUGCAGGAAAGGCACGUUUAAUAUCUAUGAGAGAAAAGUUCGCAGCUAACGACGUUUAUGUUUAAAGCUCCCGACUACGUCCGGGUUUACCUUAUUUUGUCUGCACUGUCAGAUAGGAGCCGUGUUGCUGAUAAAGUCAACCAGGAAGCGACGUUAGCUUGAGGAAGCUCACUACAUAAUCUGCUGGCUACAUUUUCAACUUCGAGCUGUUCGUAUGCGACUAACAUAACAGCCUUUCCCACGUGUUCACAGUAGCAGACGUCAUGGAGGUGUUGAGCGGUCCCAGUAGAAGGCUCUUCCUGGUGUGGACCCUGGUGAUUCAGCUGGUCCUGUAUGGGAGUGUGGUGUUCACCGCUGAGGGCAUCAAGAGCUGUAAAUUGCUCUAUGACUCUAAGUCAGACUGGAAAGUCCUCAGUCGACUAGAGCCACUCGCCAAUAAGAACUUUACAGUAGAGACCAUGGAGCAAGGGGAAAGUUACACAUAUGUGUUCCAGUUGUGUGGGGAUGCAGGAGGCGUUCCAGGAGCUGGGGUAGUUCAAGUGGACAAGGGAACAGAAAAGAAAACAACUGUGAUUGGAGUGUAUAAUGCAACACAAGCCAUUGGAGCAAAUGACUGGGUGAUGUUGAUCUACAGAAACGGUGACGCAUAUAAUGCCCAUUGCUCUAAGGAAAAGAGGAAAGCCUUUGUUAUGAUCUCUUGCAACAGGAAGGUGGACAUGGGCCAGCUGGAGGUGCUUUCAGAGGAGAGGGAAAGGGAGCAAGAUUGUUUUUACCUGUUUAAGCUAGACUCCAGUGCUGUGUGCCCAGAUGUUCAGUCCAAGCUCAGCACUGGCUCCAUACUACUCAUCAUUGGGUUUUGUCUUCUGGCUGUUUACCUCAUUGGAGGUUUCCUCUACCAGCGGCUGAUUGUCGGAGCCAAAGGUAUGGAGCAGUUCCCCAAUUACGCCUUCUGGGUGGAAGUUGGCAACCUGACAGCGGAUGGGUGUGACUUUGUGUGCCGGUCAGGAAAUCGAGAAGAAUCCCCAGCUUACAGGGGAGUGCCCUCUGAAUCUUUAGAGGAAGAACCAGAAGAGAGAGAUGACCACUUACUACCCAUGUGACCUCAAUAAGUCCGAAAUUGGGACAGAAAUUUCCAGUGAAAGUGAUGAAACUGCUGUUAGACACAAGUCUGUUUUUGUUUUGCGGGUUUUGGUCAGGACCUGUUCACAGUUGGUGUGUAUGCCAGACUUCCAACUACAGAUAAUGUGCUGGCACUCGAGGGCAUGUUACUCACAGGGCUGACAUACAUGUUUUCUCUCUAAACCAUUCGUUUCUUGCUUAAUGUUUGAUGUCAGACAAGGUUAUUCACCUAAGGUGGCAAUGUGACAAUAAAGAUUGACUCGUAAAUCUGACGCAAGCAGGAGAUGUUAAGCAGUUGGAUUUCUACGUGAUCGAAAACUUAAUGACAUUUUGCUCAUCUUAUUAUGCCUGGCUAAUCAUUGUACAUGCAGCUUGUACUGUUAUUCCCUGGGUCCUAUUUGUGCACUGACACAUGCAGUGCACAAAAUGCAUACAAAGUGCUUUUCCUUGUGUAAUCUGGCUUUAAUGAGUUUUUUUUUGAAAAUGGAGAUUGAGAUAAAGAUAGAGAAUGUAAUUUUAAGUACUGUGACUAUGCUUACAGCCUUGCUACACAAAGAAUCACUUCAAAAACCAUACCCGGAAAUAAUUUUAUGUUUUCCGUUUCCCACAUUAUAGGUAAAAGCUUGUAUACGUGCUUAAAUCUAUAAAAUGGUUAUUUUCCUAACUCGGUUCUGAACUUGACAGCUGUAACUAAAUGUCCUCUUUGUUUUUGGUCGGAAAGAUCAACAAUGCUAAACCUACCUUAUUAAUGCGCUUUCUAUUCAAUGAAAGAAUUAGAAGUGAGUGAUAUGUUGAUGAAUUCUGCUGUUUAUAAUUUAUGAUUUUUUGAAAGUAUGUUCUAUAUAUGCAGAAUAUUGUACUUUUUCAUAGAUUCAAUUUGAAUUUUCUGUAAAUUCGGUAUUUAAUGGUGAACAUUAUAGUGGGCAAACUGAUCUGUCUGCCUACAUGACCCAUGGUCGACCAAAUUGUCAGGCUGCUGCUUUUUUUAAUUGUUUACACAAAGUCGCAAUGAAAGCACUUAAUCAUCUGUAAUUAUCUUGUAUCAAUAUAAUAUAGCUGUAAAAUGUUAUAGUUUAUUGAGGAUACCAACAAUAAGGUUUGUAAUAUUUUUACAGAAAUCUAUUGUACUUACUAAUACUGCUUAGAACUAAAGCAGGCUUUUUCAACUUGAUGGAAAAUGCUAGGUGUUGUGAAGUUACUCUACUACUGUUGGUGUGAGCACUUUGUGUCUAUUAUUUGCUUUUUUUGUGUUUAUUAAUCUUGACAUUUCUUUGCUUUGUUUUGACUACUUCAACCCACACUUUUUGUUUGUUUUCUGAUUGCAUUCAAAUUAAAAUAUGAAACUAGA
Messenger RNA from Scophthalmus maximus (turbot), 2549 nucleotides. It is a transcript of the gene m6pr, whose product is annotated as mannose-6-phosphate receptor (cation dependent). Gene Ontology annotation, cellular component: endosome; Golgi apparatus; trans-Golgi network. Gene Ontology annotation, biological process: protein targeting to lysosome. The record is from RefSeq and is a predicted model, not a curated record. The transcript has 7 exons. Gene Ontology annotation, molecular function: protein domain specific binding. The coding region runs from base 346 to 1182 and encodes 278 amino acids. Lineage: Eukaryota; Metazoa; Chordata; Actinopteri; Pleuronectiformes; Scophthalmidae.